AUGCUCAGUCCGGCUUGUAUCUCAGCCUUCAACGGGCGGACAAGCUCUUCUCAUCAUCGCACCAUGGGGAGAGCUCGCAGCAACAAGACUAGCAAGAAGUCAACAGUCACUGACAAGGCUGCCGAUAUGUCAUCCACCGCUACGGUACCUGAGAAGGAUGCUGCUGUCAAAGGUCAUGCGCCUUCCACCUCCUCAUCGCCAGUGGUGCUUGGCCCUUUCGAAGACUUAUUGGACCUACAGAUCAAGACCGACCUCAAUGGCGAACAAGUCGGCGUUGCUGCUGAUGGUGCUGCUGACCCCGCUGGAAAGGAGGGUGAAAAAGAGGCCGCUGAAGGAGAGGCUGAAGAUGAUGCGGACGCGCAGGAGAACAAUGAUGCCUCGUCAGAUCAGGCUCCAGACGAUGAUGAAGAUGGUUACCUGAGCGACGACUCCGACGAACACCUGGAACCAGCUUCGCUCGGCAGCAUUAUCGCCUUGAAAAGAUUCUCACUGACCUUGCUGGUGCCGUUUAACAGGAAACCUGAAGUCAAGCGGACUGCUGUAACUGUGGCUGCCUCGCUGGAAGAAUGGAAGGACCAGCUGUCGCCAGAUGUGCUGCAGACAACAACUUACCAGGAACUUACGGCGACCUAUUUCUCUGGCGCACGCUAUGGUCGCCUUCAAGUUACCUUCAACCACGUCCGUGACGCAAACUUUGUUUGGAGCCAAGUCAUCAGGCACGAGUGCGCGAAUGGCGACAUUGUCGACUUUACCUGGCAGCACCCCGAAGAUGCGCGUUUCCUCCGCGAGCGCCUGCUGAAUCCGACGGCGAAGGAGGUUGUUGUCAAAGGAGUUCCCGCGGACAUGACUGCUGAGCUGAUUCGUCACCUGCUGGUGGUGUCGAAGCUGGUUAAACGCGGUCGGAGUGCUUUCGCCAGCGGAUUCGGUUUUCAUCGUACCGUCGAUCCGGUCACUGGGCUGGACACCGACCAGCAUGCCUCCCGAAUCGUACUGACGACUGUCUCCUCACCUCCUCUCGCAGCGGCUUCCCUGAAAGCCACAGCGUCUCUGACACGCAUUCUGAAAGACCCCGCAGUCAUACUCACCUCUACAGGAGGUGUGCGGGAGGAGUGGGUGUGCGUACAGACUGUAUGCGAGAAGGCUCAAGGGAAUCGCUUCGAGCAGGCGGCGACUCAUGUCGCUUCUGCCAGGCACAAGGGAGGACUGAAGAAGGAAGGUGCUACAACACGCGCCAGCAAGAACUCUCAGAAAAUGGCUGCUUUCAAAAAAGAGUUCAUGAUCACGCCGGCAAAGAAGUGA
Closterium sp. Naga37s-1 is the source of this 1299-nucleotide messenger RNA. NCBI's taxonomy places the organism in Eukaryota, Viridiplantae, Streptophyta, Zygnematophyceae, Desmidiales, Closteriaceae. The record is from the annotation of a GenBank genome assembly.